AUGAAACUUUCAUUUUUUGCCAUUCUCGUUUUCUUACUUAUCCAAGAUGGACAAAGUACCAUGACAGCGGUAGCCCUUGUGCAUGUUGAUUCUUCUAUAACUCCCACUGGUACCAUAUUGUUUUAUCAACGUGACACUAAUUCUCCAGUUCGCGUUGUUGGUAUACUGAAUGGUCUUAAGAGUAAUACUGUUCAUGGCUUUCAUGUACAUAGAGAUCCAUUGAUCAAUGGUGAACUUAAUUGUACGGCUGCUGGUCCUCAUUUUAAUCCUUAUGGCACAUUACAUGGUCCACGUGAAGCUGAUUUAAAACAUCGACAUGUUGGUGAUCUUGGUAAUUUAACAGCAAAUGAUAAUGGUAUAAUUAUUGUUGAAUUGAGUGAUUCAAUUAUCGAUUUAUACAAUGUUACACGAUCAAUUGCUAAUCGAACUAUUGUUUUACACGCUAUGAGAGAUGAUGGUGGUAAAGGUGGUUUUCCAGAUAGUAACACAACUGGAAAUGCUGGUGCUCGUAUAGCUUGUGGUGUUAUCAGUUUACCAAUGAAAGAGUCAGAUACAAAGUCACAUUCGUCAAAAAGUUCUACAAUGAUCACCGAUUUUUUUCGAAAAUUAUUUGAUUAA
Rotaria sp. Silwood1 is the source of this 618-nucleotide messenger RNA. Lineage: Eukaryota; Metazoa; Rotifera; Eurotatoria; Philodinida; Philodinidae. The record is from the annotation of a GenBank genome assembly.